AUGUUUAAAUCAUGUUUUGUUUACGCGUAUGGAUUGUCUUCGUGUUUAAUUCUCAUUCUGGGCAUCGCGCUGGCCUUGUCUAACGUGUUUUCGCAAAUAGUGGAAAGAGUGGUGGAAAAGGAGAUCGUAUUGAAGAACGGCACCGAUGCAUUCGAUGCUUGGGAGGACCCACCGGCGCCGAUCUACAUGCAGUUUUAUUUCUUCAACCUGACCAAUCCCUUGGAAGUGCUGGUCGGAGACAGACCAGCUGUUGAGGAAAUCGGACCGUACACUUACAGAGAGUACCGGCAGAUGGAAGAAGUAAGCUUUCAGGAUAAUGGCACCAAAGUAACAGCAGUCAACACUAAAACUUACAUAUUCCAGCGUGACAUGUCAAGAGGUCCAGAGAGUGAGCUCAUCAGGACUGUUAACAUCCCUGCUGUGACGGUGAUGGAGAAGUUCAAGAACGAGCCUUUUUACGCCAACCUGAUCUCGUCCUACAUGAAGGACAAAGGCGAGGGCCUGUUUACUACACGUACAGUAGGAGAACAUCUAUGGGGAUAUGAAGACGCUCUGCUGAAAGCUAUCCAUGCUUUCAAACCCGACGUGGAUCCUUAUUUUGGACUUUUCUAUAAGAACAAUGCUUCCAAUGAUGGACAAUAUGUGUUCUGGACGGGCCAACAAAACUACAUGGACUUUGGUCGAGUGGAUUCUUGGAACAAUCAAAGCUCACUGAAUUGGUGGACGUCUGACGAGUGCAACAUGAUCAACGGAACCGACGGCGCCUCCUUUCAUCCUGUCAUCACGAAGGACGAAACCCUCUACAUGUUCUCCUCAGACCUGUGCAGGUCUAUAUAUGCUGUGUUCGAAAAGGAUGUAACGGUGAAAGGAAUCCCCGGGUAUCGCUUCGCUCCCCCAAGUGAGGUUUUCGCAAACACAUCCGUAAACCCAUCCAACGCGGGUUUCUGCGUCCCCGCCGGCAACUGCCUCGGUUCAGGCGUUCUUAAUGUAAAGCCCUGCAAAAAAGAAGCGCCAAUCGUAAUGUCCUCGCCGCACUUCUACCAGGGAGAUGAGAAAUUUGUUCAGGCAGUUUUCGGCAUGAAGCCCCGCAAGGAGUAUCACCAGACCUUUGUUGAUCUCAAUCCGCUCACUGGAAUCGUCCUGCAAGCUGCCAAACGUCUCCAGGUCAACGUCUACAUCGAGAAAAUGGACACAUUCAGUCAAACUGGAAACGUGAGCACCGUGAUUUUACCUGUUGUUUAUCUGAAUGAGAGCGUCGUCAUCGAUGAUUCAUCGGUGGCCAAGCUGAACACCGUGGUGGUGGAACAAUACGUGCUGGUAAACAUUCCUUUCAUACUGAUCGGAAUCGGCAUCCUACUGGGCGGAGUCUUCAUGUUGAUGGUGUGUCGACACAAGCUACCUGAGGAUUUAGCUUCCACAACAUGA
Nerophis lumbriciformis (worm pipefish) is the source of this 1425-nucleotide messenger RNA. The record is from RefSeq and is a predicted model, not a curated record. Lineage: Eukaryota; Metazoa; Chordata; Actinopteri; Syngnathiformes; Syngnathidae.